Molecule: messenger RNA, 558 nt
Organism: Phytophthora nicotianae INRA-310
Lineage: Eukaryota; Oomycota; Peronosporomycetes; Peronosporales; Peronosporaceae
Exons: 1
Coding region: 1-558 (185 amino acids)
Source: RefSeq, a predicted model, not a curated record
AUGUUUCUGUCGGAUAUCGAAGAGUGGAAUCAUCGAAAUCGAGAAACCCCGGGAUAUGAAGAGAUUCGUCAUUUCAGUCUUCUUCCAACCAACAAGGGCUUGGAGUGCAGUCAUUUCACGAAGUGUGAUCUCGGACUUCGUGCGUUGUUAAAGCGCGCUGGCAUUGCUGUGCCAAAUGAAGACGUUUGGAUUGCGGAGGCAGACUCUUGGUGGCGGAAGCUCUUCAAGAUCGAGAAGUUCGAAACUGUCAACCGCAAGUUUUCUGGUGUGAAUGAGACGGACGGCAAGGCUGUGAGCAUCGUUAUGCGCAAGCCGAAGCGAGAGAUCGUUGAAACUGCGUUUGACGAGAAGGACUGCGAUGUGUUGUGGGAUCUUGAUCCCGGUCGACGUGAUCUGUUUGUGGCGACGAACCAAUUCGGUGAAAAGAUCUUCUAUAAAGACGCUCACUACAAGAAGAGCAACCAGAAAACGAAUGUCUGGCAAGAGAAUUGUCCCGACGUUUCUCGAAGCUGUGCGCAACAUGCCGACAAAGAAGACUGCCUCGCUCGAACAACUUGA